AAUUUAAGAUCUGUAGCAUUGCUAGGUUCCACUUUUCCAAUGGAAGCAACAAAGGGGGUUCAUUUUGAAGAUUUCUUGCCGAUAAUAGCGGAAAAGUUAGGAGGUGAAGGGUUGAUCAGAGAGUUGUGCAACGGGUUUCAGUUGUUGAUGGACGGUGAUAAGGGACUCAUUACAUUUAAGAGCCUCAAGAGGAACUCUGCUUUUCUUGGGUUGCAAGAUUUGAGAGAUGAAGAGUUGGUGAAUAUGGUGAGAGAAGGAGAUUUGGACGGUGAUGGUGCUCUCAAUCAGAUGGAGUUUUGUGUUUUGAUGUUCAGAUUGAGUCCACAGUUGGUGAAUGGAGCUGAGAGAUUGUUAGAUGAAGCUCUUUUACAAGAUUUGAAGCAUAAGUGAUUUUCUUUUUUAUUUAUUUUUGUUUUGUUGGUGGUUGAAAAAUAUAUAUUCGAACUCAAGUAUGAUAAUGAAAUAGAAUCUCGAUCUUUUUCUA
Cornus florida is the source of this 484-nucleotide messenger RNA. RefSeq names its product calcium-binding protein KRP1-like. Gene Ontology annotation, molecular function: calcium ion binding. The transcript has a single exon. The record is from RefSeq and is a predicted model, not a curated record. NCBI's taxonomy places the organism in Eukaryota, Viridiplantae, Streptophyta, Magnoliopsida, Cornales, Cornaceae. The coding region runs from base 40 to 390 and encodes 116 amino acids.